This is a messenger RNA of Darwinula stevensoni, 1200 nucleotides long. NCBI's taxonomy places the organism in Eukaryota, Metazoa, Arthropoda, Ostracoda, Podocopida, Darwinulidae. The record is from the annotation of a GenBank genome assembly.
AUGGGCAAUAUGUGGUCCAUGCUGAUGACUGUAGGGCUCUUUCAUCUCCUCGCCCCCCUGCCAGUCAUGGGAGUGAACCAGGCGACGUUUUACAAGGGGGGUGUGGACGAGAUCAUUCGGGAUCCAAUCGCUCGAGUGGAUUUCACUCAGGAGGGAUCAGUCGCCGAUUCUCAACGAGAAUUGCGAGGGUUUCUCAAUCUCGCCAUCGACCGACGGCUUCACGUGUCUUCUGGCAUCCUUCGGGUUCAGCACCGUGCCACAAGUCGGAGGAGUCAUAUGGACCAAGUCACAUCAGACCUCGACAACGACAGCCACGUCUACAGUCACGAGACCCGAAAAUUCUCAACAGUGAAACCGCCCGACGGAUGGCCGUGCGCCGACGGUCCCCAAUGCGAAUUCUUCGCCUCCGACUACGAACUGGCCCAGAAGAGAGUCCACAUGGCAUAUUCCACACGCACCCUUCAAUGGAUCCGCUACUCCCACUUCAACCUCACUUCCCCACCAGCUCUCAGUUACUUAAUUGGGAGUAGUCCGGCAUUCGUGCGUGUGAAUUCCAGUUCUGCCAGAGCCUCGUGGCUGAGUUGUCAAACGGUGACCGCAUUCUGCGUCAUGUCCUUCCGAUUUAAUUUGAGGACGGGACUGGUGAGCAGGGUCUUCGUGAAGGUCAAAGGCACUGUGUACACUCCGUCGACGUUUGCCGCGGCCGUGGCAUACCCAUGGAUCAUAAUUCAGACAGGUUUAACUAUGCAGGAGGUCAUCGGUUUCCAGGGAACUCAAUCAGUUGUCGUAAAUUUUUCGCUCAACAUGAAUGGAAUCGAUUCAGCAAUGAUCCUACCAGAAUACGAGAGCGACACGGACCUGCCAUUCGAGAUCGAAAUUCAACUGGAGUAUGCGAGCUCCAUCAUGCGUAUGCGUUAUCAUAACCGAUUGGGACUUAUGGGCCACCCUGUACACUGGAAGUUCCCCGGUCAGCGCCUCAAGCUGACCGACCAGGACGGACUGGCGAGGUCAGGCUACUUCUUCGAGUUGGAGCAGCAGAGGGAUGAUGAGGCAAAGGCAACAUGGGACUGUUCCAUAAUGAGACAGGGUGGAGAAUACAUUUUGAAAUACUUUCGGGUUCAGCACCGUGCCACAAGUCGGAGGAGUCAUAUGGACCAAGUCACAUCAGACCUCGACAACGACAGCCACGUCUACAGGUAG